AUGUCGCCUGUGCUGUUGGCGUUCGUGAUGUGGAAUGCCGCGGCGUUGCUGUUCUGCUUGGCCUGUAACCUGAUCGGUCUUCGUUACCCGCCCAAGUGGAGAGACGCCUUCUCCGAGCUCCAGCGGUGCCUCCAGACACCGUCCUUACUUGGACACUUUGAUGAAGAUGCCGACACAGAACUACACACUGAUCUAGCAACAUCGGCCUUGGUGCAGUACUCUUCUAGUGAACCGGAAGAUGAUGAAGUGAGCUGGGUGUUGACGACGACGAAGGACAAACUCUCAGUGAAGCUGUCAGACGGAAAUUGGACUGACGUAGACGCCGACGACGUCACCACAGAACAAAGGGUGAAGCUUGUAGCCGUUUGGGUGCCGGUGAUCAUAAUAGCGGCAAUGUGCAAGAUCUACUACACUAUCCUGCUUUACAAGUUCUAUCGAACAUACAAGGACACCAACGGCAGGGCGUUCGACGGGGCUCCCAAGGCGGCUGCAAAAAGUGUACAAGCGGAAGGCGACCGAACAUUCAUAGCUCGCACGCCAGAUGACGUCACUGCACAGAAUAUCUCCAAGUCUAUGGAAGGCACAAUCCUCACUACGAAGUCUCAAACCGUCGGCGUCAAGUCCCGCCGACAGUCUGUGGGCGCUGAAGACCAGACCACCGCAAUACAAUCACGAGGGUCAAAGUCCAGAAAGUCCGGCGACCGCUCGCGGAGGCAGUCGGUGACCGCCGGAGACCGCACUACCACCGUGCUACCACCAAAGACAAAGUCUGGCAAGUUGGGCGAUCGCUCGCGGAGGCAGUCGGUGACCUCCGGAGACCGCACUACCACGGUGCUACCACCAAAGACAAAGUCUGGCAAGUUGGGCGAUCGCUCGCGGAGGCAGUCGGUUGAUGAGGGCACCACCCCCAUACUAGCGGCAGGAAAAAAUUAUGGCAAAUUUGGCGGCCGCUCGCGGAGACAGUCGGCUGCCAGCGAGACGCGCAGAGAUGUCGCGACACUUCUGGGAGACAUGUCGAAAGGGCAGGCCGUCAGUGCCAAUAGACGAGGCACCACCGGCGCAGCUACCACGACUCGCAAGCCGGCCAUUCGAGAGUCGCGCCGACCUUCCGUCUUUGCCGCAGCUGGUGCACAGAAGGACGGCAAAAAGUCGCAGCGACUGUCUGGCACCGCCACUGCUGAUGCGAGUGCCAUGACGGAGACGACGCGGAAGAAAGCCCCCCGCUCGCGACGGCAAUCCGUAGCUGCUGAAGGCGAUGACACCCAGCGUCUGAGCACCGCCGGUUCCACGCCCCCGCUGCAGACGUCGCGGAGGCAAUCUGUCGCUGCCAUCGCCGCACUUGCAGCAGCGCAGCUGGCCGCUCAAGACAGGGCUCGCCGGAAGCGCCUAACCGGCGCAGACUCUACCGGCGUUGGCGCUACUUCCACGCCGAAGAAGUCCACGUGACGGUCCCGUCGGCAGUCCGUACGUGGCCGCUGUGGGAGCCAAGGACCCGUCCCGACGGUCCAGCUCGCCUCCGCUGCCCACGGGUAUUGUGGACAGUAGCGGCGUUUCCAGGAAGUCUAGCGGUCGGCAGGAGGCCUAACAUUUGAGAGUGCGCAUAUGUUACAGAGUUGGAAUAAUCCAUGCGGUAGAUUUGAAAUAAUGUUGAAAGUGGUGGCCGAUGAUAGAAGGCUGCAGGAGAUAUUGAUGAAAAUGUUUUACAAACCAUUAGACGUUAACGCGACUGUGAAAUAAAA
Dermacentor andersoni is the source of this 1739-nucleotide messenger RNA. Lineage: Eukaryota; Metazoa; Arthropoda; Arachnida; Ixodida; Ixodidae. The record is from RefSeq and is a predicted model, not a curated record.